Messenger RNA from Hymenoscyphus albidus, 2953 nucleotides. Lineage: Eukaryota; Fungi; Ascomycota; Leotiomycetes; Helotiales; Helotiaceae. The record is from the annotation of a GenBank genome assembly.
CAGGGAUCGCCUGUGAGCUCCCGAUUGGUUGCGACCCACACUUUAAGCUUUUAAUGUGGCUGCUUUAAUUGGAGUGCUUGCCGCUACAAGCGCGCGGGAGAAACAGAAACUUUUUUUAUUUUCUUUUUCCACUAGCAGCUACAAGAAGCUCUCCACCGCAAAACUACAUCUGUCUCAACACCACAACUUGACAGAAAUGUCUUGAUCCCUUCCUCCAUCGCCGUCACCCAUUUACUAUGGAGUCUUCCAGAAUAUUCAUCAAAGGCCUCCCGCCCACCAUUUCCGAGGAUGAUUUCAAGAAACAUUUUAGCGCACAAUCGCCCGUCACGGACGCAAAAUUGAUUGCGCAUCGGAGGAUUGGAUAUGUCGGAUACAAAACCCCUGAGGAUGCUGCAAAGGCAGUCAAGUACUUCAAUCGCUCCUUCAUGCGCAUGUCCAAGAUUGGAGUAGAGCUCGCACGACCUGUACGUUACUUUAUGAUGGUCACUCGGAACACUGGCUAACAAGAUGCAGAUUUCAGAUCAGUCGCUCCCAGUCUCGAGGAAGGCACAACGUGAGAAGGACAGAGAGGAUGCGGCGUCGCGGAGGAAGGAAAAGGCAUCGGCUGAGAAGGCAGAACUCAAUGCUUCCAGCAAAAGGAAAAGAAGCGACGUGGAUGAGGUCGAUCCCAAGCUGCAGGAGUUUUUGGAAGUCAUGCAACCAGCAUCAAAAAUAAAGAAAUGGCCCACCGGUACUGCAGAUGAUGGCAUGAAAGAACCACCUACAAAAAUACAGGCAAUCGAGGUCCCAGAAGCAGAAAGCGAUGAUGAUUACGAGUCGGUGCCCAAAAAGGUGAGGAAGAGUAGCCCACCCAAGGAAGCCCCACCAGUCGCCGCUGUACCUAUUGAAGAGUUGAAACAGAUUGACGAGCCUAUGCCGGAUGUUGCUGUUGGUGCUACAGACGAUGAUUGGCUUCGGAGUCGGACAAAUAGACUACUGGAUUUGAUGGAUCCUGAUGAUAUUCCCCCUGCCCAGACAGGGACCGUGGAUCUAACAAAUGCAGUACUAGUGGUCGAACCAACCGCAGAGCCAUCGCCUUUUGUAGAAGAGCCACUUCAGGACAUAGACGAGAUCAUGCAAAUGGAUGAAGCCGAAGAGGAAAAGUCAGACCCUAUUUUGGAAGCCAUAUCUGCAGCAAAUGGCCGCUUAUUUGUCCGAAAUCUUCCAUACACCGCGACCGAAGAUGAUUUGCGAAAGCACUUCGAGCCAUAUGGAUCACUUGAAGAGGUACGUGCGAUGCGUGUUUUUCUUUCUCUUUUCCUUUGCUUCCUGAUGAAUAUCCAGAUAGGGACAGCUUAUGCCAAGGCAUGUGAUGUGAACUGGACGAUUAUUUUAGUAGAUGCUUCGUAUUUUCUGAACGCAAACAUAAUUUCUUGAUUCGGAAUGCCACAUUACUUUGAUGAAUUGUGCUAACCUCAAGGCUUAGGUACAUUUGGCGGUGGAUGGUUCAGGAAAGAGCAAAGGCUUUGUUCUAGUUCAGUACACCGAUCCAACUGCGGCUGCUGAAGCAUUCCACAACCUUGAUGGUGAGUCCUUUCAGGGAAGACUGCUACAUAUUUUGCCGGCAGCACCGAAACGAGAAAAUAAGUUGGACGAAUUUGCAAUUGCAAAGUUACCACUUAAAAAGCAAAAACAAAUCAAGAAAAAGGCGGAAGCGUCAUCGGCUACGUUCAACUGGAAUUCUUUGUAUAUGAAUCAAGACGCUGCUAACUCCUCCAUUGCCGAACGAUUGGGAGUUUCAAAGUCUGAGCUACUCGAUCCUACAUCAGCUGAUGCAGGAGUCAAGCAAGCUAUCGCGGAAACAUCCGUCAUCCAGGAGACGAAGUCAUACUUUCUCAAAAAUGGCGUCGACUUGGAUGCCUUCAAGAAAAGAGAGCGAGGUGACACGACUAUCCUUGUCAAGAACUUCCCGUAUGGUAUGACUCUCGAGGAGCUUCGGAAAUUAUUUGAGGAGUUUGGCCAGGUGCUACGAGUACUGAUGCCACCCACUGGAACCAUUGCAAUAGUGGAGUUUGCUCAGCCAACCCAUGCAAGAGCUGCAUUUAGUAGUCUGGCGUAUCGGCGAAUGAAAGAUUCGAUCCUUUAUCUUGAAAAGGCACCGAAAAAUCUCUUCACAGGCAGUAGUAGCAACGUCACAACAUCCGAUCUCGAUCGAAAUGCAAAGAAAUCUAUCUCCACCUCUGAUCUUCUAGAGGGAGAAACUACCACAGAUGGGGCAGAUACUACCACAUUAUUCGUUCGAAAUCUUAACUUUACUACCACUAGUGCUCGCCUUACUGAAACAUUCAAGCCUCUCGAUGGUUUCCUGUCUGCGCGAGUCAACACAAAGACGGACCCGAAGAAGCCCGGCCAAGUUCUGAGCAUGGGUUUCGGUUUCCUAGAGUUCAAGACAAAGGCGCAGGCUCAAGCCGCUUUGAAGGCUAUGGAUGGAUACACGCUCGAGGAUCACAAGCUUCUCAUCAAAGCAUCUCACAAAGGAGCUGAUGCUGCGGAAGAGCGGAGAAAAGAGGACAGAGCUAAGAAGAUCGACGGAAAACGAACAAAGAUCAUCAUCAAGAACUUGCCUUUCGAGGCAUCAAAGAAAGAUAUUCGGGCUUUGUUUGGAACAUAUGGCCAACUCCGAUCGGUUCGGGUGCCCAAGAAAUUCGAUCACUCGGCUCGAGGAUUUGCUUUCGCAGAUUUCAUCACGGUCCGGGAGGCGGAGAAUGCUAUUGAGGCAUUGAAGGACACUCAUCUUCUUGGACGACGCCUCGUGUUGGAAUUUGCCUCGGAUGAUUCUGUUGAUGCAGAAGAAGAAAUUGAGAGGAUGCAAAAGAAGAUAGGAGGUCAGGUGAGUAAGGUUGCUAUGCAGAAGCUUACUGGCGGUGGCCGCAAAAAAUUCAAUAUUGAAGGGAACGAUGGAGAGGAGGAUUGA